Messenger RNA from Dujonia railenensis, 1854 nucleotides. The record is from the annotation of a GenBank genome assembly. NCBI's taxonomy places the organism in Eukaryota, Fungi, Ascomycota, Pichiomycetes, Serinales, Debaryomycetaceae.
AUGAGCAGCAUAGCACCGGUCAUACUAUCAGUGAUACCAGAUAACUCAACCUUCUCGGGGACCGAAAGAAUCAUAGCCACGGUGUCGCAAGUCUCGGGUUACUCGUCACUUUGCGUCUGGUUGUUUGCCCAGCUUCCUCAGAUUAUUGAAAACCAUCUUAAUAAAUCAGUGUCGGGAGUGUCACUCCUAUUUUUGGGAUGUUGGAUGGGUGGAGACGUUACAAAUCUCUUGGGGUGUGUGUUGACUGGAGCUUUACCUUUUCAAACAUGUUUGGCCAGUUACUACUGCUUCAUAGACUGCAUUCUUGCCUUGCAAUACUGGUACUAUACCAAAGUGUAUCCGUACCAGAAGGUGCACCAUAACUUGUUGCAAAGUCCCAACAUGAUGAGACCAGUCCACUCACGUAAUAGCGAUGUGAUACCGUUGAGAACCAAUCGGUUUAAACUGGGCUCGCCGAUGCAUAAUACCAAAUCUCCAAUUCAGAUUUCAGCCCAGUCCAAAUUGUCUGUCAGUGACAACAAUCACAUACAAGUCCCACAGAAUAGCUCGAUGACUCAGAAGUUAUUUGGUGCUAUUUUUGUAGGAAGCUUCACUAAGGGAGCAGAUGCUCAUCCCGUACCCUCUGUAGCACUCGAGCGCUUAACAGACAAAGAGCAUACCGAUGUAGUUUCAACGAUCACGGAAUUCGUUUCCAAAUAUUUCAUGCUAGCAGUUCAUAUGCUAGCUCAUCUCCACAUUCAUAAGGAAGACAUUGGUAGAGUACUGGCCUGGACAUGCUCAGCACUUUAUGUUUCCUCGAGAACUCCUCAGAUUGUGGAGAACUACCGCAAGAAGUCGACGAAGGGAAUAUCAUUGUACUUGUUCCUUUUUGCCAUGCUUGGUAAUUUGCUCUACACAAUUUGCAUUGUUUCAGACCUAUAUCUUAUAUAUUAUAAUAACGGAUACAUGGAUGACUGGGAAUUCAGGGAUGCACUUUUCUCUCAAUUACCCUUUAUUGUGGGAGCAGCAGGAACUGUUACUUUUGAUGCAUUCAUCCUCUUUCAAUGCUGGUUAUAUUCGGGUGAUACUAAAUCUAGAAAUAAUUCUGCUUCAAGUAACCACCACCGUCAAUCUCAGCACCGCCAUUCCUUGGACUUUGACGAAGAUAUUAAUUUGGAUUACGCUUCGAAUGGUAAGCGAAGCAAAAGUAAACAUCGUGCCUCUCAAGACUAUUUCAAAAAGCCCGACUGGUACACUAAUAAAUACUCAAGCCCAAGCUUUGAUCCGAUCAGCAAUGGGAAUAAUGGCCACACCCACACCAAUAAUAAUAGCAUGGGUAUUGAGAGUAGAAGACAUCGUCCAAGUGAUUCCUCAAUGUUACUUUCGUCGGGCCAAAUGUCCAACUAUUCAAGUAUCGUCGGAGCAUCGCCAGCUCCACCCUCUCAUUACAUAAUGGGAUCCUCCAAUUCCGCAUCGGUACAUAAUAUUAAUAACGGCGGAAAUAUCAUCUCAAAUACCUUCCAGAAUUUAUCUAAUUCGUUUUCCAGAAGCAUUGGUAAUACGCAUCACUACAGAGCUAACGACCAUACAAUGACGUCAACUGCAAUGACCAAUGGCAACAGUAAUCCUAGAUCACCACAUUCUGGUGCUUCAUCUUUAAACAAUUACUCAGCUAACUCGCCAUUGUCUACUUCAUUGAUUCCGCUGAUCAUUGGAACUUACUCUUCGGUUUCAAAGAAAAUGAAGAACGAAGCAAAGAUCCCAUUUCUGCCGAUUGACUUCUUACAUGAUGAUUUUGUUAACCAGCAUCAAUCCGCAGAUUCUUUAGCAGCACCUCUUGGUUCACACCAAGGUUCAUAUACAGAGGAUGAAUAG